Messenger RNA from Helobdella robusta, 702 nucleotides. RefSeq lists its product as hypothetical. The coding region runs from base 1 to 702 and encodes 233 amino acids. The transcript has 3 exons. The record is from RefSeq and is a predicted model, not a curated record. NCBI's taxonomy places the organism in Eukaryota, Metazoa, Annelida, Clitellata, Rhynchobdellida, Glossiphoniidae.
AUGGGUAUUGUAAGGCUUGUCAAACGUGACGGGAAAAAAUUGAGAGAUUGCCUGAGGAGGAUCUGCAAGCAAAAGAACGUUGAAUAUGCUAUCAACGACAACAGCGAAAACGAGGAACACAUUAACAACAUUAAUGACAACUUCAACAAUGACAACAACAACAACAACAACAAAAACAUCUGUAACAUUAACAACAGCAAAAAUCACAUCAACAACUGCGGCAACAUCAACACCGACAACAUCAGCCGCGUUAACAACAGCAACAACAACAUAAUAGAAUCCACAAAAAGUGCAAUAAAUCCAGCAACAACAUCAACUACUAAAGCUGAAACCACCUCGCACGCAAUAACAACAAGAGUAACAACGCCGAUGAAAGCAGUUGAUGAAAAUUUGUACCCCACAACGACACAACGCACCGAUUGCUGCCAACUGACAGCUGAGAAAAAUUUCUACGAACAUGAUAGAAAAAAUGACACUAUCGAUAUUUGUAACGGUAACGAUGAUGAUGAAAGAGAAAAGGAUGAAGAUGAUGUCUGUGAUUGUGCGUACGUCCCGAUUCUCUCAUCAAGCCACCUCACCGCCAUUCUCAUCCUCAAAUGUCUUAUGAUGCUUUUUUGCCUCUCGAACAUUCCAGUUGGUUUCGCUGCUAACCCAAGUUUGUUCAUUUUUAGUGUUUUUUCUCAUGUAAGCUUGUACGGCUGA